This is a messenger RNA of Suillus discolor, 1494 nucleotides long. RefSeq lists its product as uncharacterized. The record is from RefSeq and is a predicted model, not a curated record. The coding region runs from base 1 to 1494 and encodes 497 amino acids. NCBI's taxonomy places the organism in Eukaryota, Fungi, Basidiomycota, Agaricomycetes, Boletales, Suillaceae. The transcript is spliced from 7 exons.
AUGGAGUCAUUCCAGAGGCAUACCAGCAGCAAACAACAAGGUCACUCACCAGCUGAAGAAGAUGUGGUCCCGGAUUAUGAGGGGGGUUUUGAUGGUAUGGCGGAAUCCCAUAUUGAUGCUCCAUGGAGGGAACAGCAGCCUUAUGUUGAAGAGGUGGAAGAUAAACACAAUGUGUGGAUGUGUUAUAUUCAGUCAUACCCAGGUCAAGUUGCAAAGACACUGGGCGAAGUGGAGAACAUGUUCUGCACUAUCAGAGCUGAACAAGAGGCUCUGGGGCUAGAUCCAUGGGCGCCCUUUGCAAAUGAGGAGGAAUGGUACUUGGUGAAAUGGUUGAUUGCGAGGGUGGGUCAGACGGUCAUUGAUGAGAUCUUGAAACUACCCAUUGCUAGCCAUAGGAACACUUUGUUUACUAGCAAAUAUACCUUAAUGAAAGCCGUGUAUCGGCUUUCACAAGGAACCAAAUGGAAGUUGAAGAAAAUCACUGUUGAGGGGAAUAUGGUCACCAAUGGUGGUCAGCAUGAAAAAGAGGAGCUUGAACUGUGGUUAGGGGACCCUGUAGACUGCAUUCGAGAGCUGAUGGGUAACCCGCAAUUCAAAAACAUGGUAUCAUAUGCACCAGAGAAAGUUUUGGGAAGGUUGCCAGAAGGUGCUGUGGUUGUACCAGUGAUCCUUGCCUCAGAUAAAACAUCACUGUCACAGUUUCGCGGCGAUCAGGAAGUAUGGCCUGUCUACCUGACACUUGGAAACAUCUCCAAAGAGAUACAAUCUGAACAUUACUGCCUAUUCCACUACUGCAUGACACAGGUGCUGGAGCCACUAGUUAGUGCUGGGCAGGAUGGAGUUGAUAUGACUUGCCCUGAUCAACAAGUCAGGCAGAUGCACCCCAUAGUAGCUGCAUAUAUUGCCGACUUUCCAGAGCAGUGUCUGGUAGCAUGCUGCAUGGAGAAUUGGUGUCCAAAAUGCACUGUUGGACAUUACCACCAUGGAGAUAUGAGACCAUCUGCACCCCACGAACAAGAUUCGACAAUCGAAAACUUGCAGCUGCACUCUGGAGGCGAGCUGAGUGAGGAAAUAUUUGAGAACAUCAUUGGAAAGGACACACUCGAUGCAUGGUUCAAGGAACUGCAACAUGUAUUCCUUGGUGUGAUUGCCAGAGGAGUCGAGAAUAGGGGGAUUGCCGCAGUGCAUGCUGUGUUGGACUUUGUUUACUACGCCCAAUUCCAGUCACACACAGAGAAGAUGCUGAGCCACAUGCAAGCUGCAGUCACCUCAUUCCAUGCCAACAAGGACGUGUUCAUUGUAGGGUUACCGAAGUUCAGUCCAGAACCUAAGGUUCAGGUUCAGUUUUGGUUUAGGUUGGCCCUUGGGUGUGGGGUUCAGUUCCAGUUCAGGGCAGAGGUAGCCUCCCUGAACUUGGUUCAAACUGGUCUGAACUUGUAUGAACCAGCUAGACUGUUGUUUGCCAAUAUUCAAAGGUUUUUGCAGCAGUACUAG